UAUUCCUCUGUUUCGCACAAAAAUGAAGAGUGUUUACCAGUUGGUACUAUUAACCGCCAUCUUCGGUUGCGUCGCGAGCUAUACACAGAUCUUGGAAGAGUACGGGACGACGAGGAUCGGUGAGAGAUGCGAGAGGGACCGGAAUUGUAUCAGGCACGCUUACUGCAGGGCGCAGAUGACUUGCCUCUGCGACCCGUAUUACUCACCGACGCUCGAUAAGACUAUGUGCAUCGCUAGCGCCGGAUUGAAUUGCGCCAACGACCAGGCGUGUGAAACAAUGACGAACGCGGAGUGCAAGCAAGGAGCGUGCGCCUGCAAGGACUCCUUCAUGCAGGACAUUCGGAACUCGUCGAACUGUAUCAGAAGACCCGUGAAGGAGGAAGAUCUUUGUCAACGGAACGACGACUGUCAGGACGCGAUGGGAAGAGCGAUGUGCAUCAAUGGACGCUGUCGAUGCAUCACGUCGUAUCACUUCGCGAACGAGACCGGCAAAUGCGUGCAGACACGAUUUUUGUACAACGCGUGCAGCGGGGACUACGAGUGUGUCGACUUCGAGAAUGAAUUCGUCCUUCAGUGUAGGAACGGAGCGUGCGUCUGUAAGGAAGGCGAGCCUGGGUGUAGCGGAGCUUCGUAUGCGGUCGCUGGAGUCGGUGUGGUACUUUCGUUCUUCCUGCAGAGACUGAUUUAAGACGAACAAACUUUAUUUACAUAAAUGUCAUUUUUCAUUUCGUGAUGAACGAAAUUGUUGCCCCUGUCGAAAUGAGGGUACUUAGAAUGAAAGUAAAUUCAUUCCGUGUAAAUACUUGAACUCGGAAGAUAAAGUAACUCGUCUUCCCUUGUUUGUAUAUCUAUUUGUAAUAAUUGACAAAAAUAUAAUUUAUUCAAUACAUGAAAUGUCGAUUUACAUCUCGUCGUAAACAGUAAAUAAAUAUAUUUAUA
This is a messenger RNA of Megachile rotundata (alfalfa leafcutting bee), 939 nucleotides long. RefSeq names its product prion-like-(Q/N-rich) domain-bearing protein 25. NCBI's taxonomy places the organism in Eukaryota, Metazoa, Arthropoda, Insecta, Hymenoptera, Megachilidae. The record is from RefSeq and is a predicted model, not a curated record.